Molecule: messenger RNA, 832 nt
Organism: Cetraspora pellucida
Lineage: Eukaryota; Fungi; Glomeromycota; Glomeromycetes; Diversisporales; Gigasporaceae
Source: the annotation of a GenBank genome assembly
AUGAAAAAUCAUACCUUUGAGCCGACGUCAUUUAAUUUUGCAAUACAAAGUAGUCCCUUUGUAGAACUUGGUAUUGAUUUAAAUCUAGUGCGGAGCAGAAGUUUUCAAAGUCAAGAUUUGAGAAGGUUAGAAAAAAACAUUGCUGGCUAUGCGUUAACACAACUAGCUGAUGCAGAGGGUCAAUUAAGUAAUCCUGCAGUUGAUUUCAAUUAUGGACAGAUCCAGAGGUUCAAAAGUAAUUCAGCUAUAGAAUUUGAAAGCGAUUUUAAUUUUAUGUCGAGCCAUUCUAGCAAUCCAAUAAUAGAACCUGAAGGAGUCCUUAAUUUGACGCUGAACCAAAGUUUCAGUAAUCCACCUGUAAACGAUUUUAUUGUGACACCAGGCCCUAGUUCUAGUUCGAAUGACAUUUCUAGUGAUGAUGAAUCGCAAGAAAACCUUUUGCAAUUAUAUGUUGGACUUCCGUUUAAUACAUGGGAAGAGGUGGACAGUUUUGUAGAAUCAUAUGGAAAGUCUAAAGCUAUGAGUGUUCCUAUUCACGUGCACAUAAGGCCAAAAAAACUAUCGACAUUACUAAGCAGUGGUACUACUCAAAUUACUUGUAUCUCAUUUGAUGAUAAACACAACCAUGAAUUAAAUCCUAUUAUUUCGCAAACUGCACCAUGGUUUUGUAAGUUAUCAAAAGAAAUGAUUGGGGACAUAAAGUUUUAUAUAUGUUCCACUGAAGGAUUGGGUGCCAAAAUGCAGUAUAAUCUUUUGAAAACGAAAUAUCCUGACAAAUAUAUAGAUAGAAAGGAUCUUUACAAUGCUAUUCAGCGAUUUCGAAUACCAUCAC